AGAACUAGGUAGCCGACUUCCGUAAUAAACAAACCAUAUGCAACCGUCACAAAAGUUACACAGUCUACUUUACUCCUUUAAUUUAGAUCUACAGUACUGAAUUACCAGAUCUAGACAUAUAGAUCUAGAUCUAUCUCAUUUGUUUAAAAAAAAAUGCCCGCAGGUGAUGGUGAUAAGGCGAAUGAUUUGAAGGAAAGAAUCGCUCUUUUUGUAGAUGAACUUAAAAAAGGCACCUCACAAGGCUCCUGUGACGUUGCUAUAAAAACCAUCAAUUUAUUAAUUAGAAUCAUUUCACAGACUAAAUUUUCCACAGAAAAGGAUUUAAUUAGGCAUGUAGCAGCUGAAGGGUCAAAGAUUCAGGCUGGAGAUCCAUCAGAAAAUAUUAUUGGCAAUAUAAUUUUUAGAGUUUUGAAAAUAAUCAGGGAUGAAUGGAGGGAGAUUUCUCAAGCAAAUGAUACAGAAGCACAGAUAAGUCAUACCUUAAAGGCAUCAAUCAUUGAAGCAGUAUCUGAAUUUAAGACUGAAAUUGAAGGAUGUGUGGACAAUAUUGCUGCCCUCGCUCCUAAUUAUAUCAAUGAAAAUGAUGUUGUUUUGACUAUUGGGAGGUCCAGAACUGUUGAAGCUUUAUUUAAGCAUGCAGCAUCAAAGGGCAUCAAAUUUCAAGUUCUUGUUUCUGAAUGUGCACCUUUUUACAAGGGUCAUGAAAUGGCCAAAAAUUUGGCUCAGGCAAAGAUCAAUACAACUUUAAUUACUGAAUGCCAGAUUGGAAUAGUUAUGCCUCGAGUUAACAAGGUUGUUAUUGGCACUCAUUCUAUUAUGGCCAAUGGGGGAUUAAAAGCUGUCACUGGAACAAAUAUAUUAUCAGUUUUGGCUAAGGAAACUAACAAACCUGUAAUUGUCUGCUCCAGUAUGUAUAAAUUGUCCCCUCUCUUUCACAGCACUCCAAAACAUGCUUCUUUCAACAAAUUUGCCACCCCUAGUGAGAUUCUGGAUUAUGAAGAUGCAGAACUGUUGUCUAAAGUAGAAGUCAUGGCACCGAUCUUUGAUUAUGUGCCACCACAUCUUGUUUAUAUGAUUCUUAGUAAUAAUGGUGCACAGCCUGUCUCCUAUGUCUAUCGUUUAGUGAAAGAUUUUUACCAUCCUGAUGAUGUUGAACAACCAACUAAUUCGUAAUAAAUAUAUAUAUAUAUAUAUAUAUAUAAAUUUCUUUUGUGGAAAUUGCUGAAGUUUUCAUUGUAAUGUAAUAUAAUAAAUGUUAACUAAAUUGUU
Biomphalaria glabrata is the source of this 1269-nucleotide messenger RNA. Its product is annotated as translation initiation factor eIF-2B subunit beta-like. Lineage: Eukaryota; Metazoa; Mollusca; Gastropoda; Planorbidae. Bases 154 to 1173 code for a protein of 339 amino acids. Gene Ontology annotation, molecular function: translation initiation factor activity; guanyl-nucleotide exchange factor activity. The transcript has 13 exons. Gene Ontology annotation, cellular component: eukaryotic translation initiation factor 2B complex. The record is from RefSeq and is a predicted model, not a curated record. Gene Ontology annotation, biological process: translational initiation.